AUGAACACCGCACAUGCGCCCUUCUACACGAACCCGUUCGGGCCACCAGACCACGACGCCAUGAAUAUCCUCGAGAGCACGAACACUUACAACAACACACACUACACAGGCCCAGACACAAUACACUCACAGCAGCAACACCCACAACCACCACCGCAAUACACCUGGCCCCUGGCCCUCCCCGCCUCGCAAGAAGACUACGACUACCAAAUGAACAUGAACGAUCCCGCCUCCAGUUCCAGUCCCAGCCUGAGUCCAGAGCACAGCCCAGUCCACGUCCCCGUCCCACCCAACGGCCCCAUGCCCAUGGACCUUACGAGCACCGGCCCAUUCCCAAUCCCAUCAAGACGAGGACCCGCCCGACGCGCGCAGAGCCAGAGCCAGAGCCAGAGCCAAAGCCAGACGCAUGCUAGCGGCAGUGGAGUCGGACCAACCCGACACGUCCACGUCCACGCACACGGACACGGAAACGCAAACGCACCCGUACAUCAGGGACCCGGACGAGCCACUUCGACCGCAGCACUGGCAGAGACAAGCAUCCGGUGCUGGGAGCACGGGUGCGACGGGCGGCGGUUCUCGUCCGUGGGAAACUACCGGCGGCACCUGCGGGAGAAGAACGGGGUUGCGAAGGUGCAUCCGUGCCCGGACUGCGGGCGGGUGUUUACGCGCUCGACGGCGCGGAACUUCCAUCGGCAGUCGGGGAGUUGUGGGAUUGGAUUUGGGUCGGGGGUGUUUGGGUUGCAGGUGCAGAUGCAGAUGCAGAUGGGUAUGGGAAUGGGAAUGGGACUGGGUCAGGGACAGGGUCAGGGACAGGGAUCGGGCCAGCCGCUGGACUCGCUGUCGCUGUCGCAGCUGGCCUCGGCCUCGGGCUCUCAGACGGCGGUGUUCGACGUGGGCCCGCCGCUGUUUGAUCCACAUCUGCUGCAGGUGGUUGAUUGGGGGAGUGGGAGUGGGAGUGGGAGCGAGCACGGGCAUGGGCAUGGGCAUGGGCAGAUGGACCUGUAUACGGGGGCGGCUGGGGUUGUGUUUGAUCGAUGA
This is a messenger RNA of Aspergillus mulundensis, 1038 nucleotides long. RefSeq lists its product as uncharacterized. The record is from RefSeq and is a predicted model, not a curated record. The transcript has a single exon. Bases 1 to 1038 code for a protein of 345 amino acids. NCBI's taxonomy places the organism in Eukaryota, Fungi, Ascomycota, Eurotiomycetes, Eurotiales, Aspergillaceae.